UAUUGACAAAGCCAGCUGACAAAAGAGCUGAUUUUUUGUUGUUGAUCAUCAUCGUUUUUUUGCAUCUUUGAUGACAAACGUCAUUUAUAAACUUACUAAUUAAAUUUAUCAAAGAAAUUGUUGAUCGUUUGAAAUUACAAACAACAAUAAUAACAAUGAGUUUUCUUGGAUUUCGACAAUCGGCUGAUAUUGAUAUAUUGUUGGAUGGAGCUGAAAAUCGUAAAAUGGCCGAUAUUAAAACUGAAGAUGGCCGUAAAGAAAGAUAUUAUCUUUAUUAUGAUGGUGAAACUGUUUCAGGGAAAGUAAAUAUUAAUUUGAAAAAAUCUGGACAAAAAUUAGAACAUCAAGGAAUUAAAGUAGAAUUUAUUGGUGAAAUUGAAUUAUAUCAAGAUCGUAGUAAUCAUCAUGAAUUUACAAGUUUGGUAAAAGAUCUAGCACGACCAUCCGAAAUGUUACAAAAUACAAGCUAUACAUUUGAAUUUGCAAAUGUUGAAAAACCAUAUGAAUCAUAUACAGGUAGUAAUGUAAGACUUCGUUAUUUUCUUCGUGUUACUAUUGCCCGACGAUUGACGGAUAUUGUAAAAGAAAUGGAAAUUAUCGUACAUACUUUAUCACAUUAUCCGGAAGUUAAUUCACCAAUCAAAAUGGAAGUUGGCAUAGAAGAUUGUCUUCAUAUUGAAUUUGAAUAUAAUAAAUCAAAAUAUCAUCUAAAAGAUGUUAUUGUUGGUAAAAUAUAUUUCCUAUUGGUACGGAUUAAAAUCAAACAUAUGGAAAUAACGAUUAUUAAAAAAGAAUCAACUGGUAUCGGACAGAAUACAUUUAAUGAUAAUGAAAAUAUUGCCAAAUAUGAAAUAAUGGAUGGUGCACCAGUUCGUGGUGAAUCGAUUCCAAUCCGUUUGUUUUUGGCUGGUUAUGACCUCACUCCGACUAUGAAAGAUAUUAAUAAAAAAUUUUCCGUUCGUUAUUAUUUGAAUUUGGUUUUGGUCGAUGAAGAAGAACGUCGUUAUUUUAAACAACAGGAAAUUAUUCUUUGGCGUAAAGGUGAUCGUAUUCGACGUACUAUUCCGGCUCAACAACAAGCACCGAUACAACAACAACAAUCGGCAUCAAUCAUAUCGCAGCCACAAUUGUUGCCACCGCAAUCAUCACCACCACCAUCGUCGCAACAGCAGCAGCAGCAACAAUCAUCAUCUACCGUACAACAAUCACAACAGCAGCCACAACCACAAGAAGCAUGAUCGGAAAUUUCUUUGGGCGGAUUUCAUUUAUUCCAGGUUUUUUUCUUUCAAAACACAAAUAUCAUCGAAAAAUAUUUUAUAUAAAACACCGACCAAAACAAAACA
Dermatophagoides pteronyssinus (European house dust mite) is the source of this 1343-nucleotide messenger RNA. It is a transcript of the gene Vps26, whose product is annotated as vacuolar protein sorting 26. NCBI's taxonomy places the organism in Eukaryota, Metazoa, Arthropoda, Arachnida, Sarcoptiformes, Pyroglyphidae. Gene Ontology annotation, biological process: intracellular protein transport. The record is from RefSeq and is a predicted model, not a curated record.